Molecule: messenger RNA, 4023 nt
Organism: [Torrubiella] hemipterigena
Lineage: Eukaryota; Fungi; Ascomycota; Sordariomycetes; Hypocreales; Clavicipitaceae
Source: the annotation of a GenBank genome assembly
GCUGCCUCAACCUUCCAACGACAACUUCAGGCGGCUACACAUCGCCUCUGCAUUUAAUUCCGGCAUGGUUCUUCAAGAUCUCGGCCGUCGCAUCAAUGCGGCGGUCACUAAUUUGACCCGAGACCAGAAUCUCGAUGAAAAGGCUUUCGAUUCUAUGCUGAAAGAAAUUUGUGCUGCUCUUCUGGAAGCCGAUGUCAACGUGCGCCUCGUCGGACAGCUGCGCAAAUCGAUCAAGUCAACUGUCAACUUCAAGGAGCUGCCUCCCGCCGUCAACAAGAAACGAUUAAUUCAGAAGGCUGUCUUUGAUGAGCUCGUUAAGCUUGUCGAUCCCCAUGCUGAGCCGUUCAAGCCGAAGAAAGGCAAGCCCAACGUUAUUAUGUUUGUUGGUCUGCAGGGUGCUGGUAAAACAACGACAUGUACAAAGCUUGCGAGACAUUAUCAGACAAGAGGCUUCAAGGCCUGCUUGGUUUGCGCGGAUACUUUCAGAGCCGGUGCUUUUGAUCAGCUGAAGCAAAACGCGACAAAGGCCAAGAUCCCCUACUACGGUUCUCUGACGGAGACGGAUCCCGCUGCAGUUGCCAGGGCCGGUGUCGAGCAGUUCAAGAAGGAAAAGUUUGAUAUUAUUAUCGUUGAUACAUCAGGAAGACAUCGCCAAGAGUCGGCACUCUUCCAAGAAAUGAUUGAUAUUCAAGAAGCCGUCAAGCCAGAUGAGACCAUUAUGGUUCUGGAUGCCUCGAUCGGUCAGCAGGCUGAGUCUCAGGCUAAGGCCUUCAAAGAGGCUGCUGACUUUGGAGCCAUCAUCAUCACAAAGACCGACGGCCACGCACACGGUGGUGGUGCCAUCUCUGCUGUCGCUGCCACUCACACACCCAUUGUGUUUAUCGGUACUGGUGAGCACAUGCUUGAUCUCGAACGAUUCGCGCCCCAGCAGUUUGUCCAAAAGUUGUUGGGCAUGGGAGAUAUGCAAGGUCUUGUGGAACAUGUUCAGAGCCUUAACCUCAACCAAAAGGAUACUAUGAAACACAUCCAAGAAGGUAUCUUUACGGUUCGUGAUCUGCGUGAUCAACUCUCCAAUAUUAUGAAGAUGGGUCCCCUCUCCAAGAUGGCAGGCAUGAUUCCUGGUAUGGGCAACCUUAUGCAAGGCAUGGAUGAUGAGGAGGGCGGUGCUAAGCUUAAGCGUAUGAUUUACAUUUGCGACUCCAUGACCGAGAAGGAACUCGACUCGGACGGCAAGAUUCUCAUCGACCAGCCUACACGCAUGACCCGUAUUGCUCGCGGAUCCGGAACAUCAGUCCGCGAGGUGGAGGACUUGCUCACACAGCAGCGCAUGAUGGCCGGCAUGGCCAAGAAGAUGGGAGGCAACAUGAAGAACAUGCAGCGGGCUCAGCAGGCCAUGGGCGGCGGUAACAAGGCUCAGCAGAUGGCCGCUAUGCAGAAGCGUCUACAGAGUAUGGGUGGCGGCGCCGGUGGUGCAGGUGGUAUGCCCGAUUUGUCGUCCAUGAUGAAGAUGCUCGGUGGUGGUGGCGGUUUGCCAGGCAUGGGCGGUGGUGGUGGUAUGCCCGACAUGGCAGCUAUGCAGAACAUGAUGAAGCAAAUGGGCAUGGGCGGUGGCAUGCCUGGAAUGCCCGGCAUGGGUGGCGGCCGUGGUGGCAGAAGAUAAGGGGCUCAUCGUUUUGUAAAGGGCGGUAUUGCUCGCCCAGUCUCUGUCUUUUUCUCUAUUUUGGGUUACUGCACUGGACGGGUUGAAGAUACAGGAUGGGAUGACCCUGCAUGGUUUUGGCGUUUUAAUCAGUACAUUUUACAGCUUCGGGGAAAAAUGAAAAUAAAUAUAUAUCACAACUUGAUCUUUAUUCUUUCGUCUCUAAACUGCAACUCUUUACAAUGAUCUUUCGUUUCGUAUUUUGGCUUUUGCCUUGCUUAAGCAGCUUGCUUCUUCCGGACUGCCAGGAUGAAAUUGGCUGGAGGCUCGGCACCAAGAGCAAGAACCAUAUCAGGAUCAGACUUCUUCAUAGCCUUCUGGUAACCAUCACGCUUGCCGAUGCGUUCAAGAUACUUGACAAUGUUGGGAUAGUCGGCCAGGCUGUACGUCGCAAAGUAGCGCAUGGUAGACAGCGAGAAGACGAGCAUGAUGUCGGCAAGGGUGAAUUCUUUGCCAGCAAGCCACUCGUUAGCAGCUACUCUCUCAUCCAGAGCCUUGAGAUUGCUCGCGAAUCGGUGGUUGGUGUGCUUGACCAUCAAGUCCUCCGAGUUCGCUCCGCCCAGCUGAUUGCCCAUGAUGCGGCCAACCAAGGGCUGGAAGCUGCCAUUGGCCCAGUGCCACCAGUAGAGGUAAUCAGCAUACACAGGAUCCUUGGGAUCCAGUGUGAACUUGCCGCCGCCAUAGCGAUGGGCAAUGUAUUCAAGACAAGCGCCGCUCUCACCGAUGGUGGCAUCACCAUCCUGGAUGAUGGGAGCCGUUCCCGUGUAGUGCAGCGCCUUGUAGUCUGCAGGGGCAAAGAGAGGUGCACGCUGGUAGUUUUUCAGCGUGUAUUCAAUCCCAAGCUCCUCGCAGAGCCAGGGGACUCGCUCGGACUGCGAGACUUGGAGGUGGUGGAUAGUGAGGGGCAUGACGUCAAAGUUGUUGGUCGUAGGGUUAACAGUCGGUAUGAUUAUGAAAUGCUCUGAGCUGAAGGGUGCUGGUGGGAAUUGAGUUAUUUUAACUACAACCAGGCUGUAUAUGCAAAGGAAGAGGAGAACCCUGUGGCUGUUGCCUAUUCUGUGUUUGUUCGCACUCCUCUUCGGCUCGCACUCCGAAGCCGAAGAGGUGGUCUCUAAACUGCGCUAAACCCGUCGAUGAUGCGGUGCGGGCCCCGCGAUGCAACCAACGAAUGACAAAUUCAUGGUUUGCAGCGCAAGGGCCACAAUGUCCGGAUGCCAAUCAAUGUAGGUUCAUGAGGUGUUUGAACGACUGUUUUGGUACUGUAGUCUGUAGAUAGUCGUGUAGUUGUGGCGUUUUGUCUCACAGCCACGCUGAAUGUAAAUUAAAACAGUAACUGCGUAUCGGAACAAUAUGGCAAAGAGCAAACAAAAUAAAAGGAUGAAUUGGCGCCUAAUUGCUAAUUGCUAAUUAAUUUAUCCCUUAAAUGAAAAAUGCGAAGACCUUCGGUAUCUCUAGAGCUUGUCUGCCCAGCCAAGCAUGACGCUAGGUUCGAGACGCUUGCUCCAGUCAGGGUCGGUAUAAACGUUUCUCACAGUACCCGACUUAUCAACAAGCAGGUUAGUAGGCACAGGAAUCUCUCUAGAGUCGUCACCAUUGCGCUGGACCUGGUCGACCCCCAUUGCUUUGGAGACUUCGGCCAGAGAAUCGAACUGACGCCAGACGAUUCCGAGCUCGCGUGCUACCUUGUUUCCAGCAUCGGAGAGAACCUCGAAUUUGAGAGCAUGCUUCUCAGCAGUGGUGAUGGAUGUGUUGGGGAGCUCUGGGGAGAUUGCCACGACUGUCACGCCACGGGCCUGGAAGUCCACAAGAUGCUUCUGAAGGAACGCAAGAGAAACGUUGCAGUAGGGGCACCAUUCGCCACGAUAAAAGGUAAUCAAGAUGCCCUUUUUUGAAGCAGCAAGGAGGUCUGAGUAGGAGAUUUCUUUGUUGACGGCAUUGCUGAGAGUGAAGUCGGGAAACUUUUCGCCCGUCUUGAUGACUUUGCAAGGGUCAAAUGCAACCUUGUGGUCAUCAAUUGCUUGGAAGAUGAUCUUCUUGAUAUUCUCGGGGACAUUAUUGCGAACGUGGUUUUCGAUUUGCUCGAGCUGCUCGGUUUGGGAGGCCAUUUUGGAAAUGUAUAAGUGUCCGAUGAAUGUUUGUGUUGGAGGAGGAGUGUUGAUAGGAGUAUAGAUGGAAAUGGAUAAUUGGGUUGAUGGGCAGAAAGAGUGUAUUAGCCAGACAGAACUGACAUGGACUUAUAUAAUAUUUCAUCGUAGUUUAUUGAUACAUUGCAUUUGUAAUUUCUCACGUAGGAAACGUCAUUGCAAAUUCGUCCGAGUUCGUCC